UUGUUACAUGUAAAAUUUGGAAUCCGGAAUUUCAAGGGAAGUAAAAAUUAUGGUGUUGUCACGCAUUUGGACGGUCGUUUCAACCAACUGGUUACGUGAGCAAAUAGGCUCACAGUUAAAGGCGUCAAGAAAAUUACGGAUCUUGGAUACAACUUUUGCAUACGACAGAGAUGUUGACACUUACAAGGAAGGAUACCAGUUAGGACAUAUUCCACAGUCAGUACAUUUCAACAUCUUCAAGUGCACACAGAGCACACCAGAGAUUCCAGUAAACAUCCCUGAAAUCAACUGUUUCACAGAUUACGUACAGGGUUUAGGAAUCUGGCCAGAUACACAUGUUAUUGCGUAUGAUCGCAGUCUACCACAGGCUGCAUAUAGAACAUGGUGGAUGUUAAGGUUGUAUGGUCACCGUAAUGUGUCAGUCCUGGACGGGGGUCUACGCAAGUGGCUGGAGGAUGGAUAUGAUGUCACCACAGAUGAACCGGAGAUAGAGAGGUCAGACUUUGUGGCGAAGUUGGACAAGAAUUUGCUGCGCUCAUACGAUGAUGUGAUAAGAAACUUUGAGACGAGACGGGAACAGAUUGUUGAUGCCCGGGGAGAACAAAGCCAAAAUGUAACUGAUGCUGAAGGUGGAGGAACCUUAAAGGGUGCAAAACAUGUGGACUUUCAACAGAUGUUUGCUGAGGAUGGGACUUUGAAACCAGAUGCUGAACUUAAAGCUUUGUUUGACCGAGGGGGCGUGGACCUGGGUCGACCAAUAGUUGCCUCCUGUCAACGGGGGAUGACUGCCUGUGCAAUUGCAGCCGCUGCUCAGAUUCUGGGCAAGGAAAAUGUACCUGUCUAUUUGGGAUCCUGGUCUGAGUUCAGCUUGAGAGCACCUGAAGAGUUCAAGCACACACCAAAGACAGUGUGAAGUACCAUAUAUUGUACAGGAAACUGAGAUUAUUAUCAAAAAGUGUGUUGGGGAUUGGUGUUUUUACCCAUUAUGUCAUGUAUGUGCUAUGCUAUUGGUUGUGGCUUUUAUGGUGCCAAUUUUUAUUGUAAUUGUAAAAAUGCCAGUGGCAAAGGUAGCGGUGCAUGAUAAUAAACCUGUUCAAUAUGGAAUAUUUUUUUAUUUCGGGAUGAGAUCCCAAUAUAAUUUACUGCGUGCCGACGAAAAGCUAUAUAUUUAUGAAAAUCAUGACUAGUUUUUUUUUCUUCUUAGUACAAAUCUGAACUCAAGAGUGAGACGGGAGAAUGUAUGUAAACAUGGGCCCUGGAUUUCUUCAGAGAACGGAUAGGUCUUUCCAUGAACAAUUACUUUUUCCACUGGUAUACAUUAACUUACCCAAGGUAACAGAUUAUAAGAUACCUAAAUGUACCCGUCUUCUUUUUGCAUAAUUUUUAUGUCUGACUACUCCAGUGUUUAUGUAUAUUCAGAAUAUAUGUUAAAUUGUUACCCGUAUGCUCAACCGAUAAGUACAGGUAUUUGACUAAAAUGUGCAUGUUAGUGCAUUCAAAUAACAUUUUAUAAAAGUGUUUUUGAUACAAAAAGAACCUCUAUUUUCUUAUGUUAAACAUAUAUUCUGUGUUGCAACAUGUAUCGAUGCAAAUUUUAUUUAUGAAUUAAAAUUUAUAACAAU
Molecule: messenger RNA, 1622 nt
Organism: Mya arenaria
Lineage: Eukaryota; Metazoa; Mollusca; Bivalvia; Myida; Myidae
Product: thiosulfate sulfurtransferase-like
Exons: 8
Coding region: 50-913 (287 amino acids)
Biological process (GO): transsulfuration
Cellular component (GO): mitochondrion
Molecular function (GO): thiosulfate-cyanide sulfurtransferase activity
Source: RefSeq, a predicted model, not a curated record